Molecule: messenger RNA, 10890 nt
Organism: Oryctolagus cuniculus (rabbit)
Lineage: Eukaryota; Metazoa; Chordata; Mammalia; Lagomorpha; Leporidae
Gene: CDK6
Product: cyclin dependent kinase 6
Biological process (GO): signal transduction; protein phosphorylation; regulation of cell population proliferation
Cellular component (GO): cytoplasm; cyclin-dependent protein kinase holoenzyme complex; nucleus
Molecular function (GO): ATP binding; cyclin binding; cyclin-dependent protein serine/threonine kinase activity
Source: RefSeq, a predicted model, not a curated record
GUGCAGGCGGCAUGGAGAAGGACGGCCUGAGCCGCGCCGACCAGCAGUACGAGUGCGUGGCGGAGAUCGGGGAGGGCGCCUACGGGAAGGUGUUCAAGGCCCGCGACCUCAAGAACGGAGGCCGGUUCGUGGCGCUGAAGCGCGUGCGGGUGCAGACGGGCGAGGAAGGCAUGCCGCUCUCCACCAUCCGCGAGGUGGCGGUGCUGAGGCACCUGGAGACCUUCGAGCACCCCAACGUGGUCAGGCUGUUCGAUGUAUGCACAGUGUCCCGGACAGACAGAGAGACAAAGCUAACACUAGUGUUUGAACAUGUUGAUCAAGACUUGACCACUUACCUGGAUAAAGUUCCGGAGCCUGGAGUGCCCACUGAAACUAUAAAGGAUAUGAUGUUUCAGCUCCUGCGAGGUCUGGACUUUCUUCAUUCUCACCGAGUAGUGCAUCGUGAUCUAAAACCACAGAACAUUCUGGUGACCAGCAGUGGACAAAUAAAACUGGCUGACUUCGGCCUUGCGCGCAUCUACAGUUUUCAGAUGGCUCUUACUUCAGUGGUCGUCACGCUGUGGUACCGAGCUCCAGAAGUCCUGCUGCAGUCCAGCUACGCCACGCCCGUGGAUCUCUGGAGUGUCGGCUGCAUAUUUGCAGAAAUGUUUCGUAGAAAGCCUCUCUUUCGUGGAAGUUCAGAUGUGGAUCAGCUAGGAAAAAUCUUGGACGUCAUUGGACUCCCAGGAGAAGAGGACUGGCCCAGAGAUGUUGCCCUUCCCAGGCAAGCGUUUCAUUCCAAAUCUGCCCAGCCGAUUGAGAAGUUCGUAACAGAUAUCGAUGAACUAGGCAAAGACCUGCUUCUGAAGUGCUUGACCUUCAAUCCAGCCAAAAGAAUAUCUGCCUACAGCGCCCUGGCCCACCCGUACUUCCAAGACCUGGAGAGGGGCAAGGAGAGCUUGGAUCCCCACCUACCGCCCAGCCAGAGCGCCUCAGAGCUGAACACAGCCUGAGGCCCAGCGGCCGCCCGGAGCUGGCCAUCCGGAGGACACCACGGUGGCUGACGGGUCCCCAAGCAAGCCCCGCAGAGCUGCUGAGGAUGGCUGUCGCGAGACCUUCGGCUGCUGUCGUCUGGUUGGGCUCUGCCUCCCCAAGGAAACCACCUAGUUUACUGUUCCGAAAUCAAUGCAAGAGUGAUUGCAGCUUUAUGUUCAUUUGUCUGUCUGUCUGUCUGUCUGUUUCAAGAACCUGGAAGAAUUCCAGAAGAAGAGAAGCUGCUGACCAAUUGUGCUGCCAUUUCAUUUCUCUGACCUUGAAUGCUGCCCGUGGAAAGUGGGUUCCAGGCACGGCUGAGUUGUGAUGUAAUCGGCCUGCAGCUGCCGGGCCUGACUUGGUACUUUGGAGAGAGAGCGAGCGAGUGAGUGAGUGUGUGUGUGUGAGUGAGAGAGGUUCUGUGAUCUCUCAAAGUGUUACCUUCUGUAAACAGCAAGAAUAAUUGAAUUUGUUAAAGACUCAAAGUGAUUGACAAGUAAGAGGCGUUAGUUCACUGAAGGUGAUUUCACCAGAGCGGCCUCCUCAGACGAGAAAGCUGAGCCUGUGUCCUGCCCUCAGCAUUUCUCUUCUGGCCAAAAGCAGUCAGUUUGCUAGCCGUGAAAGAUAAAGUUUUAUACACACAGCAAAAAGGAGGAAAAAAAAUCUAUCAUCUUGUAAGAGACCUGUUUUUAAAGCAUGCGUUCUAUUUACUCUUUGAAAAGCUGGAUUUACUCGUAAGCCUAUUUUAACCUAUAGUAUCAUGCUUUUAUUGUUUCUUUUGGAAAAUACCCUAGAGGCUUUUUAUUACUUGCUAUAGUUUUAGGGAGUGUACCUCAAAUAGGUCUAAAAAAAAUAGAGAAACCCUCUGUUCUCUGGUUUGAAACUUCAUUUUUACCCUUCUGUCGUUUGUUGUACUGGUUUGGUUUUUAGGGGUUUGUCAGAGACUGUUCCCUGUUCGGGUUUGAAGAGUAGUUCCUUCGGACUCUGGAAACGGGUGCCCGCACCUCACCCCGCCGUGACACUGUACUUGCCACUAGGCACUGCCUUGUUUGCGAAGCGUCCCUUUACCAGCUGCCAGCACCUGCGAUACACGUGGCUCCCACCGCAGAACUAAUACCAGGCUGCUCGGGCCGUAUCCUCCUGCAGCCCGCCUGCUGCUUGCUUUCCCGUGAACCAUCUGUCGGCGUGAAGUUCAGGUUAGGCUGUGGCCCCCGUCCUGCAGUCCUGUAAUGCCCCGUGUCUCCUCGCUGUCGCGUGCAGCCUUCUGCCUGCGCUCCACGUGGUUAGUGAGGCGUUGGGUAGGAAAUUUCUUCUGCAUCACCAGCCCAGGGAUGGCUAGUCACUACUACUUGGUGUUUGAUGUUUUCGUAGAAUGCAUCGUCGGUGCAGUAUCUGAGGGAACAUCUUUGCUUUCAAGAGAGAAAUUUACUGUAUAUAAUGAGCUUUUUCUUCAUCCUCAGGCUGUGCUUGGGUCUGGAGUCCAUCCCUGCUCCCUGCAGAGCCAGCCUGCCCAGGGCAUUGUGAGCAGCCUUACUUUUUCUACAUGCCUUAGGUUCCAUCCCGUCUGUGCCUUACGCCUUUGAAAACCUGCCCGGUUGACUGUAGUAACCGGAAGACUCAGAAAGUAUCUUUUGGGGAGCUUAACUACCUGGCUUUCUGCCUCGUCUUUCCAGUGCGUGCAACAGUUAGACUAUGUUUUAGAGUUGGGAUUUUUCAAAGAACCAACAUUGCUUCACUCAGUAGGGAAAAAAAAAAAAAAAAAAAAAAAAAAAAAAACACAUUUUCCGAUGAUGUUUGUGCCUGCGCAAGCCUCUCUUGAGUUCUCCACUGCCUCCUGUCGUCCAAGACUAUCUUGAACAAGAGGAGAGAAAUCGGGGGGUGUUUCUCCUUCAGCUUUUUGGGUCGGGAACCAUUCUUUUUAAUGCAUCUGUAGUUUAUCAUUGUUGUAAUUUAGUACCUUGAAGAACAGGAGACUGUUUUCUAAAGCAAGAUUUAAAAAAAAAAAAUGAAGGCGGGCCGUAAGCGGUGUUUCAGUGUCUUCGCUGUCCGCAUUGAUGAUGUGCUGGCACACUGUAAUGCUUGAGCUACUCCAACCCAGGUGGGCGCUCCUGGUCUCGCCUGGAGAAGUGAGCUCUGCCUUUGCGCUGACCAAGAGUCACGAUGCGAAGACAUCCUUGCUGGGGCCUAGAAAUUGAAGUUCUUUAAUCACUGCACUGAUUGAUCGUGAGCUUUCUGGGUAGUGCCCGUGGUUAGAGUGAACAUAACUUGAGUUUUUGCUUGUGCAGAAGUGUUUUCAUAAGUUCGCUCAAGAAACAUGCAGCUGUUCUAAACUGGAAUUUCGCAGCGUUCAUUUAGAAUUUAGACAGGUGGAGAGCUCCACUAUGAUUCCUGGCAUCUGCUUUUGCCUAUUUCUCAGUAGUGUUUGCAAAACAGAAAAAUGAAAGCACAGAGGUUGUGGUGUGGAGCCUGCUGUCCUCUGCCGACACCGCGCAGGGCAUCGCGGCCGCUCCGACCCUGGCUUGGUCCGAGUCUGUCCCAGCUCCCCCUCUGGCGUGGCUGCUGCCCUGGCCUCUCACACCCAGGCUCACCGCUUCCGAAACCCGGACCCGCCCCAGCAGCCUUGCUGUGAGAGCCCGCGAAGACUCCGCCUUCCUCUUCCACCGUCCAGGCCUAAAGCAAGGCUGCGGCUCACUGAGGUCAGACUGCCCCGGGGCGACAGCUCGGAAGCCGCACCAGUGCAAGGACGCACCUGAGGGAUUCUGUGCGGCGCCUGCUUCUGGCGGCCCAGACACGGUGGGAACUGUGGCGCAGGGCAAAGUUGGAACAACAACGGACGUAUAAAGGAAUCUGUCCAUUUUGCUACCACAAGCUACCACAGGGCAAACAGCACACAGAAUUCCUGAGAGCUCCCACCGCACCCCUGCUUUGAAGUGGCCUGGAGCUCAGGGUGCAGAGAACCUGUCCCUGAGCCAGCCAGGGCCACCUCUGCUGCCCGCCUACCAUCACCUGACUCCCAGGAGGUGCACACUGUGAACGCAGGCUUGUCACUUAGCCCCAGGUGACUUCCUAGGAAUAGUUGCUCCUGCUUGACCUCACAUGAGAAGCUCAGCAUUGCAGUUGUUGGUAAACAUCAAAACUUGAGGUUGCACGGGAUGCUGAUAUGUUGUAACACCCUUUUAGUAGAAGACUUGGAAGUGUGACUCCAGGACGUGGUACCACCCGUCUUGACGUGUGAACGGAUAGUACCACACAUUCAGAAUUUUAGAUGAUGUAUUCGAAUUCAACUUUCCAGUAACUGCAGCUGCUUCUCUUAAAAGUGGUGCCUAUCACAACCAUUAAUGGAGUUUCUCCUUCCAUUAUGGAAAGCAAAUCAUGUAAGCUUCCUGGUAGCAUAAACACAUUAAAAUUCUUCUCUCCAAAGAAUUGCCUUUUGGUGCCAACUUGACGAUUUUUAUGACUAGCACGUGAGGAAAUCUCGUGUUUCUGAGAUAGUUGGGUGUAGGAAAGAACAAUGUUAAAAGUUAAUAUGCCAGCAUAGUCACUUAAUUGUAUUAGUCCCGAAACUGCAGAAUCUUUGCCUUGGAAAGAAAAUGCUGAAAUAUUAUUAUAAACCCUUACCUAUUGAUAGAGUUCAACCAAAUGCAUGCUACAUUGUGACAUAUAAAAACAAAGAUAUAUCAUUUCCAAAUCUUUAAAAAUUAUUCACAAAACAGUGAGCAACUGGAAUAAAUGAAGAUAUGAAAGAUUUCAAAGGGUGGUGUUAAUGUUAUAUAUAUUUUGAAGGUUAUAGUUUCUAUUAUCAAGUAUAUUGCAAGAAUUUAUCUUAAAGUCACUUGGCAGCCAUGGGCUCAGUAAGCACAGUUUACCUUUUUAAAGCUGAGCUGAGCAAACUAAAUUAUCUGCACUGCUUCCUCGUUUCAUUGGCAACAGCGGCCCUGGGCCCGCGAAGCUGUCCUUGUCACGCAUGCCCCAGAGUGUGCUUACUGAGAGAGCAGCAGGGAAAAGUGUUUAAGGCCUGGGAUUCCUGCGCCGCUAGGACUCGGAAAAAUUGUGACCCUUACUGGAAACCAUCGAUCAGGUGCACUGCAUACACUCAAGUCUAUAAUUAAGACCUUCACCUGUUCCGUCUCCGCAAUGGACGGCGACCAAGCCACAACUGGCCUUGGAUAAGCAACAGCAGUAUUUUCCUCAAAGGCGUGGGGAAGUCGCCGUUUCUUUGCGCCCUGGCUCCCUUUGUAUCGAGCGCAGUGUGCCGCCCGGUUCUGGCACACACGCGGAUUUCCGGCACUUCUGACUGUGUGCUGCUUCCGAACGCUCCCUGUGGUCUCCUCUGGAGCACCGCGCACCGCAGAACCCUGGAAACACAAGGCUCCCAUUUGUAAACGUCUUUUUUUUCCAGCUAGGUUUUCCCUUGGUCUGGUUUUUUGGUUUUUAACGAAGUACCAGCUGACUUGUCAAAAUGUCCUCUAUUUCUUAGCAUUCGUGCGGAAUGAGUUUAGAGAAACGCAAGGCCUUCCAUCCACAACGUUCUAGCCCUCAGAAGAGAACAAGAGCCACCUGAAAGUAAAUAGACCUUUCACAGACACCGACUUACGUACCGUGACAGCAGUUUGAAGUUAAGAUGGUAAGGAAGGAAAAUCAUCUUCCUUGCAAAGGUCUAUUUUAAAAAUCACUGUCCAGAUGGACUUUCUUCUGUACUCCAGUGCUUUCCACAAGGUGGCGCUUUAGAGAAAAAUUAGGAUCUGAACAAGGCUUCAGUACUUCAAUAGACAUUCUAACUAUUCUUCUGCACAUAUCUAAUUCUUACCUAGCACUUGUUUAACAGAAUGCUGAGUAGUCCUUAUAAUGUCCUGUAACUUAAAUAUUUCACCUGUUAGCUAGAUUCUGAACAAUUGCAAAUACAUUUUGCUUGAGGUUGGAUGAUGCACCCAUUCUGAUCACUUCAGUGAGUAAAGAAAACCUAAUCAUUUAUUCAAGAAGCAUUUUUCUGAGAUUCCUAAGAAAGGCUUGCUUACUCAGAAAACAACCUGCACCUGUGAACAGGAUGGUUUCGUUAGGAGCCUGAAACUACUCCAGUGGCACCAGCCAGGACACCCUCCGCCCCCAUCUGCUGCUCUCGCACUCCUAAUAAGGUGGCAUUUCAACCCUGAUUAAAUGUAAAAGUCCAAUGAGAUAAAUAAACAAAUACUGCGCCAUUGAGUAGGCAAAACUCUUCAUCAAGGAUGGCUAUUCCAAAACACCCCUAAAUUACUGGAAGACCCAGUGAUCUGCAAUCUUUACAUUUGUGUAAUCACACAUGCAAAUUCAUGAACUAUUUUAUUCAUUUUGUCUCUGUAGGAUGUGAGCCUGACAACUUAGGGUCAUAUCUACUAGAUGUUUAGUUUCUCUACUCUGGAAGUUUGGAGCAACUUCAUUUUUGUUGUAAUUCUCGGGUCUGCUGAGAAACCCAUGCCCUCCUUCCCCUGCCUCCCAAGCGAUUGAAGCUGGUUUUGGAAGUCCCCUGCCUCCCAGCAGUGUCCCUGAAGUUUAUCAGGAAGCUGCACCCUUUCCCAGAGCUGGCUUAGCACAACUCAAGGCAGUUUGUCCCUCUGAGUGGCGGGCACUCACAACACCUGCUCAGUUUCUCUCCCCAGGACGGGCCGACGAGGCUCCUGGUAGAUGCUGAGCCCCAUGCCCCACCCAGGAAGGGCUGCGGAGAGCUAUUUGCAAAGCCAAUGGCCUCUUGCAGUCCCACCUGCUCUCACUGAAGUGGAACCUGGUGCCUAUGGCCCUAAGGGAGAGGCCCACCUGGGCCCUCGGGCUGCCCUGCAGGGACCAGCCUGCAUCCUCAUUGCUCAUGCUCUAAACUUGACUCCCACCUGAGGCCCCCCCUCGGUGGCCUCCCAACUGCGGGCGAGGCCCGUGUGCCCUGCUGCUGUCUCAGAGGCACCUGUCAGCAGCCUUGGGAGGGAAAGCGUCCCUAGAGGCGAACGGGUGUCGUCUGUCCGUAGAUAAGUACAACACAGUUCUCCGAAAGUUCGGGUCUGGGGGUGUGGUAGAAGCUGCUCGGUGAGGCCGUCUACCCGGCGUCUCUCAAGCUAUAAGCCCAGCUUUGUUUUGUUUUGUUUUGUUUUGUUUUGUUUCUUUUAAGAGAAGAUGUGUAAUUACAGGAGAUUUUCUUUUUAUUUUUUUAUGUUCUGUCGUUCUGCAUAUAUGAUGGCAACAGAUAUGCCUGGAAGAGAUUUGCUUUGGAAAAUCGUUUUGUUUUCCUGCUUCUUGAGUUGGCAAAAGCUCCUCCCUCUUAGCUUCCAAUUUCUUCUCUUUCCCUUGGUCGAGUAGUUAGAGGUAUGCAAGUGAAUUCUCUAGUGCGGUAGGGGAUUUUUCUGUCUAGGGGAAGCCUUUGUGUGACUAGUUUGUUCACACACAUAGUCGGCACCUAUCUUUUUAGGAAUUUGAAUCGUCAGAUGUAGGUUUCCUUGGGGGGUGGGGGAGGGGAAUGACAACACCUUGGCUGCCAGGAGCUGUGAUCCUCGUUGGCAGGCAUAGGGCCCGCAGUUACUUAAUUCCUGACCCCGUGUUUCUAGCCAAGUUCUGUGCAUGCGCUUAGGUCAAGUUCUGAAGACACCCUUUGCAUCCUUACUUGAAAUCUUCUGAUCUUAACGUCUACAAAAUGCAAUAACACGUAUCAGCUUGCAAUAUUACUGUGGUCACCAGCAAGUCUGAGUUUGACCUUGAAGUCUCUGAGUAAUGAAAAUCAGUCGCAGCAGUAAUAGUUUUCUUGAACUCCCAAGUACAUCACUCUGAUCCUCUGUUGGCAAAGAUAUAUGUGUGUGCAUCAUGUUUCCUCACUUUCUUGUUUAUUUUCCUAUGACCCGUCAUAAAUAUAUUAGUACAUGGGAUAAUAGCAUCAGAUACCCUUAGAAACAGCACUUAACAUGUGGGGAGUGUUUUUUCAAGUUUUUCUACAUUUGCAUAAAUUAUUUCUAUUAUUAUUCAUGUAUAUUAUUUAUUUCUGAGUCACACUAGUCCAGUGAAAGUGCAACUGAAGACAAAGUAUUAGGACUUGCAUUUAACAAUGUUUAUCAACAUGGACUUGAUGGAGCUAAGAAUAUUAAAAUUAGACUUAACCCCCCAAUAAGCUGCAUGCAUUUUUAACAUGAUUACUAGAUUGAAGUCUAUAGAUGUAGUGUUUGUGGUGUCUAGGUAUUUUAUCAUUAUGUUAAGGCAUUAAAGCAGAGGACUUAGUUAGCUGUUGCUUUUGUCAAAUAUGCAUAUAGUAUAGUGUGGAAAUACAGCAAAGGGUUUUUAAACUAGAAGUAGAAAAGCAUUUUAGAAACUGCCUUAAUUGAGCACCUGUGCCCAGUGGCCAUCAGAGGAUGUGCCCGGUGAAGACAGGCACCUGGGGCGUACCUGGUCUGUGAAGAUGCUUCCGCCUUACUUCGUAGAGCCCUCGAAGGCGUUGUGUGCAGCUGUGGGAGCAGGGAGUGCUGUUGAGAAGAGAGUGAUGUCAGAGUUGUUUUGUAGAAGCGGAACUGCCCACUGUGCCUUGAGGCUUCCGGAAUGUGUCGGGUGGAGAAGUCCUGAGUUUGCCUGCUUCGGGCAACUUGACCAUGCGCAGAAGCAAUCCAGCCGGGUGAUAGAAAACAAGGGUUGCAUGUGCAAUCAUUGACAAAGGGAUCUCAGCAAACAACCGUUCCCAGCACCUCAGAAGUUUGUUGUACUUGUGGUGUUUUGGGUUUUAUCUGAAGGUUAAAGGGCAAGUGUUUGGUAUAGAAAAGCAGUAUGUGUUAAGAAAAGCACAUUAUCAGUUCUCACGGAGUGCAGAUUAGAAGUCGAGAGUGGUAGAGGAUUAUUUCUGAGACGUGUAGAGCAUGUGUUCACUGUAAAAUGUGUUAGUGUUUCUGCAUUUGCGUAGGGCCUACUUAAAUCUUGUAGAUUUCAGAAAGGCAGUCGCACACAGUAUGUUUUUUUUCCCCUUGACUCCUUAUUAGAAUUAAAAAUGCUUUAAAAGUUAAAAAAAAAAUCUUCAUUUGGAUGUUUGACUUGUUGGCUUCUGUGUUUAAAGUCGCAGUUCUAGAAAUGUAGAGAUUGUGCAUGUCAGAUGCUAACUGAUGACCAGCACACCCACCCCUGCGCACCUGUCCCCUGCGUCUCUCCCUUUCUCCCGCCGAGGUGCUCCCUGCCAUCGUCCUGGCCUGUCCGUGUGCUGCUGUCCAUCCUCCUCUGCUCAUGUUUGGGCAUCAGGGACAUAAGAGAUAACUUUAGCCACAAUGGGCGUGCUUGCCUAGGCUUGGUCACUACCCGCACUUGGCCUUCAGCUGGUCAUGGUCAUCAGAAGAUCUAUGAGGCCAGUGUUGUGGCACAGUGAGUUAGGCCAUGCCUUGCAGGGCUGGCAUCCCUUUUCAGAGUGCCAGUUCCAGUCCAGGCUAUCAUGCACUUCUCAACCAGCUUCCUGCUAAUGCGCCUGGGGAGGCAGGGAAAGAUGGCCCAGGUACUUGCUCCUCUGCCACCCAUGUGGAAGACCAGGAUGGAGUUGCUAACACCUGGCUUGGGCCUGUUCCAGACCUCAUUGUGGCCAUUUGGAGAGCAAACCAGCAGAUGGAAGAUCUCCCUGUCUAUUGCUCUGCCUUUCAAAUAAAUGUUUAGAAAGAGAGAGGGAGAGCUGGUUCCUGAUGGGAGGCACAGAGGGCGCGCACAACAUCACUCAGAAAUCCCCUCCCCCAUCUUUGUGUGCAACUUGACCUUUAAACCAAGUCACUCUGCGGAGCAUUCAGCUUUGGCUGUGGUACCGAGUGAGAAACUAACCAAGAACAGAAACCACAUUCCAAGCUGCUGUUUUCUGUCCAUCUACAGGCUGUACUUUCACUGUAUCUCUUCAUACUUGAAACUCAUUCUGCUAUUUUAAUAUCAGGGUACAGACUUCCAAGGGUGCAUGUUCCUGCCAGGUGCAUAACUACUCUCAUUCCGUUUGUUCAUUUUGCUACAGAGUGCUCUGUUUUGGUGCUUUGGGUUCAGCAGGUCACAGAAGCAGUGUAGCAAAUCACUGCCAGGACCGCAGUUCUAGAAGAAUGUUGCCAGAUGACUUGGUAUUGGGUGUGGCUUCUGCUCCUUCCCCGUCCACAGGGUGGCGCGUGCGCACGCCGGCCUGUCCACCUGGCUCUCCUUGCGCACAGGCUGGCCGUGGCACAGCAGAGAGCUUCCUACCUGUUCAGAUUAUUUAGUCCUGAAAGCGAAAUGGCCUUGGGUGGGAAGGGCCCCAGUCACCAGCGACUGCUCCCCCAUGCUCACAGAAAGCCCUCCUGAGGCCAAAAUGAAUAAUAAAACUGCCAAGUUCACCUCUCCGGAGCGCCUGAGCGACGCUCUCACCCCAGAGGAAAGCUCGGGCCCAUUUGUUUAGCCCUCCCCACCUGAAAAGGGACGUGUACCAGAAGGUGUGCAUGUCAUGUAAAAUAGGCCACCCCAGGACCCUCUGUUGUAGCUUUCAGGGGUGCCGGAAGCCCACCCCCCACCCUCCCACACACACACCCCCACACCCCUGGUUUCUGAGGUCAAAGGGAGCCACUCCUGGCCGCACCUAACUCUGACACUUCAUUGGAGAGAGGGGGACCUGCAGUGGCGAUUAUGUCGUCAGGAAAUGCAGAGAGUUACAGAUCAAUGAUUCUUUGGAAACUGGAUGUAUUACUGGGUGCUAGAAUGCAAAUUUAGGUAUUUAUUGUCAGAUAAUGGAAUUCAUUGUUUUUUUUCAAAAUUGUUGAAGUGUCACUGUCCAUUGUGUUCACUUAUGUGCAAGCUAAAUUGAAUGAACCAACAGAAAAUGUUCAUUUGUCAUGCCUUUUGUAUUUCUUACAAUAAAAAUAUUGGUAGCCAAUAAAAAUAAUAAAAUAGCAAAUUUUAAACUGC